Molecule: messenger RNA, 2829 nt
Organism: Myxocyprinus asiaticus (Chinese sucker)
Lineage: Eukaryota; Metazoa; Chordata; Actinopteri; Cypriniformes; Catostomidae
Product: sodium-dependent phosphate transporter 1-A-like
Exons: 11
Coding region: 515-2455 (646 amino acids)
Biological process (GO): phosphate ion transmembrane transport
Cellular component (GO): membrane
Molecular function (GO): phosphate transmembrane transporter activity
Source: RefSeq, a predicted model, not a curated record
CUCUAGUAAUAAUAUAUAACAGACUGGAGAGAGCUACAGUUAGUUGAAUCGUGGAUGUAAAAGAAAAACUAAUUAAGAAAGUUAUCAGGAAGUUUGUGUUCUGUACUACUCAGAAACUGAUCGAGAGUCGACGACCUUUCGUUUAUCAAUCAAUUUAUUGACAACACAACCAAUCAAGCAGAAGUAAUUCAACCUUGCGCAUUUGGAUGUACCAUCGAUCUCUACUAGUCCACAAUGGAUGACUCUGUCUGUGUAGUCACCCAUAGCCAAAGCAAAACCCUUACUGAGAUUAGUAUAUGUAGCUAGCAGUUGCCUUUCUGGUACUUCGAUUCCCAUCUGAAUAGACAGGAAACAGGUUUUUUAAGAUUUUUAUUUAAGAUCUCCUUUAUUUAAAAGGGGGAGUUCUUUUGAUUUUUAUUUAUUUAAAAGAGAUACCUCAUUAACCUAAUUAAGUUUGAUUCUCAUUAGGCUGGUCUUAAAGCAAGAGCAAAGCAGUUACACUAAAGUAACAGCAAUGGAAUCCACUACACUAGCAUCUCUAGCAACUGUUACUAUGCUAAUGGCGGCUACACAGACAGACAUGUCUGGUUAUCUCUGGCUGCUAAUCCUGGGCUUCAUCAUCGCUUUUAUCCUGGCCUUCUCUGUGGGUGCCAAUGACGUCGCCAACUCCUUUGGUACAGCAGUGGGCUCUGGGGUGGUGACCUUGCGUCAGGCCUGUGUCUUGGCCACUAUCUUUGAGACAGUGGGUGCCAUACUUUUGGGGGCCAAGGUCAGUGAGACCAUCCGGUCAGGCAUCAUCGAUGUUCACAUGUACAAUGGCUCAGAGGCUGUGCUGAUGGCUGGCUCCAUCAGUGCCAUGUUUGGAUCUGCUGCUUGGCAGCUCCUAGCUUCAUUUUUGAAACUUCCCAUCUCUGGAACACACUGCAUUGUAGGUGCCACAAUUGGCUUUUCCAUGGUUGCAAGAGGUCAUCAAGGAGUCAAAUGGCUGGAACUGCUCCGUAUUGUUGUCUCUUGGUUUCUGUCUCCUCUUCUGUCUGGCGGCAUGUCUGCCAUUCUCUUCUACUUUGUGCGCAAGUACAUUUUAAAUAAGGAUGAUCCAGUGCCCAAUGGUUUAAGAGCAUUGCCAGUUUUCUAUGCUGUUACCAUGGGAAUUAAUCUGUUCUCAAUCAUGUUUACUGGAGCACCAAUGUUGGGAUUCAACAGGGUACCAUGGUGGGGCACUCUACUGAUCUCACUUGGUUGUGCCCUGAUUACUGCUGGGGUGGUCUGGUUCAUUGUGUGUCCACAGUUAAAGAAGAAGAUGAAAAGUCAGAGUAUGUCUAACUCAAAUGGGACACCAAUGAUUGAGAAGAAGCCACCCUCAAAUGGCCCAGUAGACCAUCCCAGCUCAAGCCAAAUCUACUCUCCUGUUCCACUGACACCCCCUGCUGACAGCAACAAGGUGGCAUUUGAUAUUGGCGGCUCGGCUGAAACUGAUCUGGACAACAAAGAUUUUGACGCCAAAAACCUGGAUUGCACCAAUGCUUUGAAUGGCAAUGCUGGAAUCCCUGUCUCAGAUAUGUGUCUGAGCCAAUUCCACACUGUAAACAAAGAUUCUGGAAUCUACAAGGAUCUGCUGCACAAACUUCACUUGGCCAAGGUUGGUGAAUGUAUGGGAGAGACCGGAGACAAACCCAUCCGUCGUAACAACAGCUAUACGUCUUACACCAUGGCCAUCUACGGAAUACAUGGGUCCCUGAAGGAGGGCGAGGGAAGCCGGACGGGACUGGAUGGAGAGAAAAGGCGUUCACGGUACGACAGCUAUAACAGUUACUGUUCCGCAGUGGCCGAUGGAGAAGUUGGUGCAGGUGAUGGAGCUCUGGCAGUGGAGAUUGGGGAUGAGACUGUUAGAAGAGACUCGCUGGAGGAGGAGGAGGAUGAGCUUGAGAUAGACAAGCCGGAGGUGUCCACGCUCUUCCAGUUCCUGCAGAUCCUCACCGCCUGCUUUGGGUCGUUUGCUCAUGGGGGGAAUGAUGUCAGUAAUGCGAUUGGCCCUCUAGUUGCCCUCUGGCUCAUUUAUGAAAGUGCUUCUGUAGCACCCAAAGCACCUACACCAAUUUGGUUGCUCCUGUAUGGUGGAGUGGGUAUCUGUACUGGGCUCUGGAUUUGGGGUCGCAGGGUCAUACAAACCAUGGGCAAAGACCUGACUCCCAUCACACCCUCCAGUGGAUUUAGCAUUGAGCUGGCCUCUGCUGUAACUGUGGUUGUUGCUUCCAAUGUCGGACUCCCCGUCAGCACAACUCAUUGCAAGGUUGGAUCAGUGGUGUCAGUUGGCUGGCUCCGCUCCAGGAAGGCCGUUGACUGGCAUCUGUUCCGGAAUAUCUUUAUUGCUUGGUUUGUGACCGUGCCAAUUUCUGGUCUCAUAAGUGCUGCUAUCAUGGCACUCUUCUAUUAUGUUAUACUGCCUCUGACCUAAAUGUUUAUGUUAAACCUUUCUUUCUCUGUAAAUACUUUUACUUUUCUGCAAAAUUGGGCCUCAAGGUGGAACUUUAAUUUCUUUUGAAUGCCCCUUUAUCUUAUCCUAUCAUAUGUACUCUACAAAUGAAAGACCAGACUGUGUUUGUACCACAUUCUGUUACUUUGUAAUCUUUGUACAUUGUUUAGGUGCUUCAUAGUGUUGAUGUCAAAUCUGUGAGACAUGUAAAAUUAGAAUGUUUAUUUAGUUUUAAUUUGGAGCCUCACAUAAUUUUAGUUUUAGGUUUUCAGUUUCAACUUUUGGCAUUUUGAAUACAAAAAUGAUUUGUACCAUUUAUAUUCAGAGCCAUAAGGCAAUGUUUUAUAUAUAUAUAU